Phaeoacremonium minimum UCRPA7 is the source of this 1182-nucleotide messenger RNA. Its product is annotated as putative family hydrolase protein. Lineage: Eukaryota; Fungi; Ascomycota; Sordariomycetes; Togniniales; Togniniaceae. Gene Ontology annotation, molecular function: 3'-5'-DNA exonuclease activity. The coding region runs from base 1 to 1182 and encodes 393 amino acids. The transcript has 2 exons. The record is from RefSeq and is a predicted model, not a curated record. Gene Ontology annotation, cellular component: cytosol.
AUGGCGUCUACUACAGACGAGGCCCAGCUUUAUGAGCCUAGAUACAUAGAUAUCGGCAUCAACCUCGCCGACCCCAUCUUCCGCGGCCGGUAUCACGGCACAAGCCGACACCCGGAUGACCUGACUGCGGUUAUCGGCCGGGCCAAGGAGGUCGGUUGCACCAAGCUCAUCGUCACCGGCUCCAGCUUCAAGAGCUCGCGGGACGCGCUGAAGCUGGCACAGGAGUAUCCAGGCACCGUAUACGCCACUGCCGGUAUCCAUCCCUGCAGCAGUGCCAUCUUCGCUGCCGACCAUCCGCAUCAUCAUGAGGCAGACGAUGAGGAGCAUACGCCGGCGUGCGAUCCGGAUCCGUCAAAGCCCAUUCAUGACGAGCAGCUCUUUGACUCUAAAAAGACGAAAAAGAUCAUUGCCGACCUAGCAUCUUUAAUAAGCGAUGCCAGGACGCAGCAGUCGGGCAUCGUGGCUUUCGGAGAAUUCGGGCUAGACUACGACCGUUUGCACUACUGCUCAAAGACUGUUCAACUCCAUUCGUUCAAAGAGCAGCUCGCCCUUGCCGCAAGCAUCAGACCGCAACUACCCCUAUUUCUACAUUCGCGAGCAGCUCACGCCGAUUUUAUUAGCUGUCUCAAGACCGCGUUCGGCGACAACCUCGAGCGUCUUGAGAAAGGCGGCGUAGUGCAUAGCUUCACUGGGACAGCCGAAGAGAUGCGGGAGCUUAUGGAGCUGGGCUUGUACAUCGGCAUCAAUGGCUGUAGCUUCAAGACCAAGGAGAAUUGCGACGUAGUGCGGGAGGUGCACCUCGAUCGGCUAAUGAUUGAGACUGACGGGCCAUGGUGCGAAGUCAGACCAAGCCAUGAAGGUUGGAAGCAUCUAAUUGAACCCAAGUCUGAGGCUGCUCAACCGGUUCAGGAGAAUGGGAGCGCAAAUGCCGCCGCACCGCCCGAGGCAAAGCCCAAGAAGCAGGGCAAGAAGAACCAGAAAAAGGAGCCCGAGGUACCAGAGCGGUUCAAGAUAGUCAAGAAGGAAAAAUGGGAAGAAGGCGCCAUGGUCAAGGGUCGCAACGAGCCUUGCACGAUCGAGCGUAUCGCAAAGAUCAUUGCCGGUAUCAAGCAAGUGCCUGUAGACGAGGUCUGCGAAGCUGCCUGGCACAAUACAGUGAAGGUCUUUGGGUUGGAGCAAUAG